CACACAUAUGGUGCAGCGCGCUUCGGAGAAUUUGGGGAAUAUAUGACCAGGAAGCGGGCGAAGCUGCAACUUCAGAAUGCUGAAAUGGAUGUCGACGAGGAUGAGGCGGUCCGAAGCAAGAUCUUUCGUGACUUACAAAUCUACAUCAAUGGAUGGACAGAGCCCUCUGUGCAGGACUUGCGCCAGAUGAUCGUCCAGUAUGGCGGUAUUUUCCAUGCAUACCUGGACAAGAAGUCGUUAGUCACGCACAUAAUCACCUGCGCUUUGACCCCAGCCAAAGUACGGGAGUUCCAGCACAUGAAGGUCGUUAGACCUGAGUGGUUGGUGGACAGUAUUGGAGCUGGCACGCUCUUGCCUUGGCAGGACUACAUAUUCCGGCCAGGCGAGCGUGUUGAGGGUGCUCAAGGUCGCAAAGUCGCGCAGAAGUCGUUGCUCGACGGCUUCAUUUCGCAAGCCACAGGCCAUACUACACAGUCAAAGCCCAACACUAUUCGCGCUACAACUCCAGAGUCGCAACCGCGGCGUGUCGCGGUAGAUUUCCCUGCUCAGCCUGAGGCAAGUUCUUCACGGACAACCGCCAAGGUAGCAACUCCACCACACACGCCCAAGAAGCAAACACUCCUGUCCCCCCGCAAACCCGCGCCCACGACGCCAUCGCGUGCACUACUCAUCACGGACCCCGCCACGCCCUCAGAAGCGGACCGGAUCCCUGGCUACGCCGUGCAUAGAUCAAACCCCCACGCCGAGCGCGCCAUGCAAGAUCCCGCAUGGCGCGCCGCGCACACCUCUGUCGCCCCAGACUUCAUCGAGGGCUACUACAAGAACUCGCGCCUGCACCACCUCUCUGCCUGGAAGGCCGAGCUCAAGAACCUCGUCGCGGAGGCGCAGGACCGCGCCGAGAACAAUGGGCCCGAGGCGUGGGCGGGCCUCGCAUCCACCACGGAGAUGGAUGCCCCAAGCACGAGUCAGGCGGCGGUCGAGCGUGUCGUGCAGGAGAACAUCGGCGGACGCGGGCUUGGGAGCGCAGAUCUGAAGGGCGAUGUGAGCAUGCGCGGGGCGCGGCUCGUCAAGCGUGUGCCCGGCAAAGGGAAGGGCAAGGAGAAGGCGGCGGACGAGGAGAGGGUCAUCAUGCACUGCGACUUUGACAGCUUCUUCGUCGCUGCCGGACUCAUUGAUCGCCCCCACCUGCGAGGCAAGCCGGUCGUGGUUUGCCAUUCGCAGGGGAGUGCGGGCGGUGCCUCGAGCACCAGUGAGAUCGCGAGCGCGAGUUAUGAAGCGCGUAAGUUCGGCAUUAAGGGCGGGAUGAGCUUACAGCAGGCUCGCAAGCUUUGCCCUGCUAUCAUCACGAUACCAUACGAGUUUGAACUGUACAAGAAGUUCUCACUACAAUUCUACACCAUCCUGAUGGCGCAUGCCGACGACCUUCAAGCGGUUUCUGUGGACGAGGCGCUCAUCGACGUCACCAGCAGCGUAACGCGUAUACGUGCCAAGUUGACGGAGCAGCCUGAUGGCGCAGACGACUUGGUCGACCCCGCGAAAGACUUCGCAGAGGCCAUCCGAGCGCAAGUAAGGAAGAUCACAGGCUGUGAAGUCAGCAUCGGUAUCGCGCCCAACAUCAUGCUUGCGCGCCUUGCGUCCCGGCGUGCAAAGCCUGCAGGGUCCUUCCACCUGCGCCCGGAAGACGCCCCCGAUUUUCUCGCCCCACUCGAUAUCGACGACCUGCACGGGUUCGGGCACUCGGCGCGCCAGAAGGCCUUGGAGAAGCUCGGGGCGACGAACCUGGGCGAGCUCGCGAAGAAGAGCAAAGCGGUGUUGUGCGACGCAUUGGGCAAGGGCACUGGGGAGACCCUGUACAAGGCGAUCCGGGGUAUCGACGAGCGGCAGCUGGAGAGCGACAAGCCAAGGAAGUCAGUCUCUUGCGAUAUCAACUACGGCAUCCGAUUCGAGAAUAACGAGCAGGCAGAGGCGUUUGUGUACCAGAUGGCAGAAGAGGUCUCGCGGCGACUCAAUAGCAUCGAAAUGCGCGGUCGCUCGCUCACACUGAAGAUACUUGUGCGGGACCCGAGCGCACCCGUCGAGGCACCAAAGUUUCUCGGUCAUGGGAUUUGCGAAGGGCACAACAAGCAAGCGCCGCUCAUCGCACCAGGCGGUCGUGCGACAAGCAACGACAAAGUAAUCGGCGAGCACGCAUGGAGACUGCUCAAGAGCUUCAACUUUGACCCGCGCGAGCUGCGUGGUAUCGGGAUCCAGAUCCAGAAGCUGGAGAAGGCCUCGGGCGUUCAGGACACCGAACUUGGGCAAGCUGUGUUGCCUUUCAAGCGCGCCGGUGUCUCCAAACAGGGCAUAUCUGCUUCAAAAGCAGGCAGUAGCAUCGAUGCUCGACGGCCGAAGAUCGCCAUCCAGCCGCCAUCCCAAGAAGACGAAGAAGUGCAUAUUAUCGAGAAACCGCCUGAGGUAGGACGCGCGCAGGCGGACAUCGACCUACCCUCGUUCUCGCAAGUGGACAUGUCCGUCUUUGAGGCGCUGCCCGAGGAUCUUCGUAAGGAGCUCGAAGCAGAAUACCAGCGACGCUCGGUAACGCCUGGCCCGGCUCCCAAGGACCCUACACAGCCACCUCCCGAGCCCGAGAAGAAGUUCGGUAUCGUUGUCAGGGGUCCCAACCUGAAGCGUAUCACUCGACAGCUCGCACCUCGGAAUCGGCCCAUGCUCUCGCCCACGAACAAGCUGUUCGCGAAGCGUGUGUACACAUCCUCUGUCAGCGUCACCAAGAGCGAGCUCCGCAAGUACGGCAUCGACCCCGACGUGUUCGCCGCCCUCCCACUCGAGAUGCAGCGCGAGCAGCUGGCGGCACACCGCGCGCCCGGCGUCACUGUUUACGCCAGCCAGCGCAAAGUGUUGAAGCCGUCUGAAUAUCGCGGCAAGCGGUCCUCGCACUCGCCAUCGUUCGUGUACCGCGCGCCGCCGCCCCCAAAGGCGGUGUACCUCGCGCGCCCGACGCUGAAGCAGCAGGGGAAGGCGCCGGGCGAGAAGCUGCAGUUCAGCGAGACGGACGACGUGCAGCGCGUAAUCGAGUCUUGGGUCGAUGGCUUCCGGGAGCAUGCGCCGAACCAGCGCGACGUGGACUACUUUGCGAAGUUCCUCGUGCGAUGCGUAGACGGCGCGCGCUCGAGCGAUUCGGGCGUCGAGCGUGCAGUGGCAGUUGCGAAGUGGUGGCUCGUGCUGCUCCGCCGGCACUUCGGGACCUGGGAGAACGUGCCGGAGCCUGAGGUAUCACUUGAGCGCACUAAGCGGGUGACUUCCGAGAUGGUGGGCCGGGCGUGGUGGGGUGCGUUCAGGGAGGUGAAGGCGAAGAUGGACGAGGCGGCGAGGAGAAAGUUCGGCGGUUGCCUCUCACUGAAGUAG
Trametes versicolor FP-101664 SS1 is the source of this 3402-nucleotide messenger RNA. Its product is annotated as deoxycytidyl transferase. The transcript is spliced from 8 exons. Gene Ontology annotation, cellular component: nucleus. Gene Ontology annotation, molecular function: DNA-directed DNA polymerase activity; deoxycytidyl transferase activity; damaged DNA binding. The coding region runs from base 43 to 3402 and encodes 1119 amino acids. Lineage: Eukaryota; Fungi; Basidiomycota; Agaricomycetes; Polyporales; Polyporaceae. The record is from RefSeq and is a predicted model, not a curated record. Gene Ontology annotation, biological process: error-free translesion synthesis; error-prone translesion synthesis.